AUGACGACAGCAGCAAUAUUCGGCUGCACGGGAGCAGUCGGCUCUCAGAUUCUGGCUACACUCCUCGCCACAGACGCAUUCUCAACGGUGAAGACUAUCUCUAGAAGACUCCCAAAUGUACAGUCAGCUAAGCUGCAAACACUCGAGGAAAGCGACACCUCAAAAUGGGGUGGCAUGAUCUCAUCUCUUGCUCCCAAGGCGUCGGUGGUUUUCAAUGCGGUCGGUACUACCACGGCGACAGCAGGAAGCAUCAAGAAUCAGUGGAAGAUCGAUCAUGAUUUAUGUAUUGAGAAUGCGCGAGCUGCCAAGGCGGCGGGGGUGAAGACGUAUGUUUUCAUUUCCAGUGGAGGGACCAGAAGUCUUCUCUGGGGAUGGGUUCCAUAUUCGAAGAUGAAGGUUGGCGUCGAGGAUGCUAUCAAGGAGCUUGGUUUUGAUAAUGCUGUCAUUCUGAGACCGGGGAUGAUUAUUGGGAGGGAGGAAUCCAAGUCUUUUCUUCUAGAAAAGUUUGUGGAAGGUCUUCAGAAACUGGGACAGGGCGUACAGGAUAAAGUUGGUCAAAAUCAAACAACUAUUGGUAGAGCAGCUGUAGCAGCUGCUCGUAUGGCUGAAGAGGGCAAAGCCCCGUCAAACUAUUGGGUUCUGGAGCAGGCUGAUGUUGUUAGACUUGGUAGAGACGACUGGAAGGAGUAA
Penicillium coprophilum is the source of this 690-nucleotide messenger RNA. RefSeq lists its product as uncharacterized. The coding region runs from base 1 to 690 and encodes 229 amino acids. Gene Ontology annotation, biological process: import into nucleus. Lineage: Eukaryota; Fungi; Ascomycota; Eurotiomycetes; Eurotiales; Aspergillaceae. The record is from RefSeq and is a predicted model, not a curated record. The transcript has 2 exons. Gene Ontology annotation, cellular component: cytoplasm.